CCAUGGCUCCGACUUAGCUAAAAGGGCGCCGGAUGAAUACUUCCUCCCUGUCCAGCUCGACUAAGUCUUUGCAAAUGCUCCCAAUUAUCUUUGCGAAUAUCUUGAUGUUUGCUGGUGGCUCUGGCCUUGCUCGAUGCUUCGCUGUCAACUUCUCGACUUCUUUGGUCGACAUGUUCAAUGCUAGAAAGAAAAGCAUGGUCUAGGU
Messenger RNA from Mollisia scopiformis, 205 nucleotides. RefSeq lists its product as uncharacterized. NCBI's taxonomy places the organism in Eukaryota, Fungi, Ascomycota, Leotiomycetes, Helotiales, Mollisiaceae. The record is from RefSeq and is a predicted model, not a curated record. Bases 33 to 203 code for a protein of 56 amino acids. The transcript has a single exon.